Trypanosoma cruzi is the source of this 1305-nucleotide messenger RNA. RefSeq lists its product as uncharacterized. NCBI's taxonomy places the organism in Eukaryota, Euglenozoa, Kinetoplastea, Trypanosomatida, Trypanosomatidae. The transcript has a single exon. The coding region runs from base 1 to 1305 and encodes 434 amino acids. The record is from RefSeq and is a predicted model, not a curated record.
AUGUCUGAGCAAAACGGAGCCCAUAGCCUGCAGGCGGAGCUGGAGCGCAUGAACGCGGCCAUUGAGUCUUAUGCCCUCCAGCUUGACACGAUCAACAGCGCCAUCGAGUCCAUUGAUAGCGAAAACCACAGCGACGAUGUCUCACGGCAAAUUUUUGAAUAUCAGACGGCGUGUGAACGCGACCCCGCAAAUAUUUCCGCGGAGGACGCUCUGGACACCGUCACACGUCUGGAGAACACACUCAAGAUUGUCAGGCGCCGGAACCAACUUCUCGCCAAGGAGAAUGCGACGCAGCAAAAGCUGCUGAAUGACCGGUCCAAAUUUUUGCUGAAGGAGACGAAAAACUACGAGAAUCUUGUUGACAGGACGGGUUGGCACGAGCAGUGCUCUUUAAACCCUGAGGAUGAGGCCCAGAAGGCGUCUGACAUCCAAGAGAUGUCACAACUUGAGGUAACGGUCCAGCGAGAGUUACGUGCGGCACACACAAUCCUAAAGAAGAAGGAAGCCCUCCUUCGCGGACUUGAGGAGCAGCUGGCAAAGGGCACAGACCUUGACGCCGAACUGAACAACGCCUACAAUGAUAUUCGUGUCAGGAAGCGUGAAUGCCGUGAGCUCGAACUACGGCUUGAGCAUUUACGCAAAUGCAGCAAGAAGAACGACGAGGCUCUGACGGUGUUUGAAAACCAUGGGCAAAGCGUUUCCAUAGAGUACAUGGAAACUGACAAAGAUUUUCUGAAAGACGCGGUAGCGCAAAUGAAGCUUGUCUGUCGUCGCCAAGACAAUGUCAUCCGGGCGCAACUGACACGUCAACAACAACUCCAGACUCGUCUUGACACUAUUCUCAGAUCACUUCGGGAAAUGAAUUUGGAAAAGGAAUAUGAACGGAAUGUCUCCAAGUCUGCCUUGGUGCCUUCUGCUUCCCGUGAGGAACCUGAAGACGUCUCAAGCAUUCUUCCCAAAGAAGAAACGAUACCAAUUCAUACUUAUCGCCUUAUUUUCAAAAACAAGGAGCUUAUGAACACCAACGUUGUACGAAAGAAUAUGUUGGUGUUGGAAAAGGAGGGGGUAAUUCAGGCUCUGGAGGCAAGUUUAAUGAAGUAUGCGAAUGCAUUGAACAUGACAACGAGGCAGCUAGAGAACAUGAAAAUAAACAAAGGUUUUGAAAUGACUGAACUCAUGGUGGAGCUCCAGCAGCAGCACAAGAACUACUUGCAACAACUGGAGCAAAUUAUGCAAGAAAACAAUAAACUUAAAAAGCAACUGUACCGGACGCCACAAUUGCGCACAUUAAUAAAAAACCGUUAG